Molecule: messenger RNA, 1281 nt
Organism: Pestalotiopsis fici W106-1
Lineage: Eukaryota; Fungi; Ascomycota; Sordariomycetes; Amphisphaeriales; Sporocadaceae
Product: pectate lyase C
Exons: 7
Coding region: 1-1281 (426 amino acids)
Source: RefSeq, a predicted model, not a curated record
AUGGUCCUUUUCAAGCACUUUUUGAUCACGGCAUUGUCGGUGGCCUUUCCUGGUGCCUCAGCCUUGCUGGCCUUUCCAGGAGCUGAAGGCUUUGGGCGUGAGUCAGUCGGUGGCCGAACCGGAUCUGUCUACCACGUGACAACUCUUGCAGACUCAGGGACAGGAUCUUUCCGCGAUGCUGUCUCGGCGGCCAACAGGGUUGUUGUAUUUGAUGUUGGCGGGACUAUCAACAUAACCGAUCGGGUUGUGGUCUCAAAAAAUAUAUACAUUGCUGGUCAAACCGCACCAGGCGGUGGCAUUACUAUUUACGGCAAUGGACUUUCCUUCUCCAACGCCGACAACGCCAUUGUGCGAUAUGUCAGAUUUCGCAUGGGCAAGGGAGGCGACUCGGGCAAAGAUGGCAUAACGAUUGCUGAAGGAGAGAACAUGAUCUUUGACCACGUCUCUGUUACCUGGGGCCGUGACGAGACCUUUAGUAUCAACGGAGAUGUGUACAAUGUGACGAUCCAAAACUCCAUCAUUGGCCAAGGUCUAGAAACACACUCGUGUGGAGGUCUCAUACAGACAGACUAUGGUGUCAGCCUCUUCCGUAACCUCUACAUCGACAACAAGACUCGGAACCCCAAGGUCAAGGGCAUGAACGACUUUCAAAAUAAUAUUGUCUACAACUGGGGAGGCGGAGGUGGCUAUAUUGCUGGUGACAGCGAUGGCCAGAGCUACGCCAAUAUCGUAAACAAUUACUUCAUAUCGGGGCCCAGCACAAGUGUGACGGCUUUCACUCGAGGUAACGCAAACUUCCAUGGAUACGUCUCAGAGAACUAUUAUGACAGCGAUCAAGAUGGCACACUAAAUGGUGCGGCACUUUGUGUUUCUACAACUUGCUACUCCGACAUGGACAUCUUGACAACCAAAUAUGACUACCCUGGUCCAGCUACAUUGAUGACUGCACCCAAUGCUGUCACCUGGGUACUCAAUAACGUGGGUGCAAACUAUCCGUCGCGCGAUAGUGUCGAUUCGCGCCUCGUCUCCGAGGUACAGACUUGGGGUGCCACCGGUGAGCUGAUCAGUGACGAAACCGCGAGUCCCAUGUACGGACCAGGAUACAUUGCGGGCGGCAGCAAGCCUACGGACACUGAUGGUGACGGUAUUCCCGAUGCCUGGGAGCAGUCAAAUGGUCUCAACUAUCAGGAUGCCAGUGACGCAAUGGAGAUCAGCAGCUCAGGUUACGCGAAUAUCGAGGUCUAUGUCAAUUCUCUCGUACCGUCCACGAAUGGUUCGUAG